AGCUUAGCAUCAGGGACUAACAUUUCACAAUCACCCCCUUUAGAGGGAGGUGAGAUUGCCAGCAUCCCUCUACCGCUUGGAUCUUCUUCUGUUACCUGAAAGGUGGGCCCUCACCGCUGACAGAUGGCAGAUUUCUCAGUAUUUCUGGGGUUUCUGAAGCAAAUACCUCGGUGCCUCAGCAUCUUCUUCACCUACCUUCUCUUCCUUCAGUUGUGGGAGGUGAACUCAGACAAGGUCUGGGUGUUGGGCCCUGAGGAGUCCAUUUUGGCCCGCGUCGGGGAAGCGGUGGAGUUCCCAUGUCGCUUAUCAUCAUACCAAGACGCAGAGCACAUGGAAAUUCGCUGGUUUCGGGCCCAGGUCUCCAACGUGGUGUACCUGUACCAGGAGCCGCAGGGGCGCUCCAGCCUGCAGAUGGCACAGUUCCGAAACAGGACCUUAUUUGAAGCCUAUGACAUUGCAGAGGGAAGCGUGAACCUACACAUCCUUAAAGUGCUUCCCUCCGACGAGGGCCGAUAUGGGUGCCGCUUUCUUUCUGACAACUUCUCUGGUGAAGCCACGUGGGAGCUGGAAGUAGCAGGAUCGGGCUCAGACCCACACAUCUCCCUCCAGGGCUUCAGUGGAGAAGGUAUUCAGCUGCAGUGCAGUUCCAGUGGCUGGUACCCCAAGCCAAAGGUUCAGUGGAGAGGUCACCAGGGUCAGUGCCUUUCUCCAGAGUCUGAAGCCAUCACCCAGAAUGCCCAAGGCCUGUUCAGUCUGGAGACAUCCGUGAUUGUCCGAGGAGGAGCCCAUAGCAAUGUGUCUUGUAUAAUCCAGAACCCCUUGCUGCCCCAGAAGAAAGAAUUCGUGAUCCAGAUUGCAGAUGUGUUCCUACCCAGAAUGUCCCCCUGGAAGAAAGCGUUUGUGGGAACCCUGGUGGUCCUGCCGCUCAGUCUGAUUGUGCUCACCAUGCUGGCGCUGCGAUAUUUUUACAAGCUGCGGAGCUUCCAAGAAAAACAGGUGAAGCAGGGAGAGGAGGUCCGAGAGAAACUUCAGACAGAGCUUGACUGGAGAAGGUCUGAAGGCCAGGCUGAGUGGAGAGCAGCCCAGCAAUAUGCAGCGGAUGUGACCUUGGAUCCUGCCACAGCGCACCCUAGCCUGGAGGUCUCCAACAACGGCAAGACCGUGUCCUCCCGCCUGGGGGUGCCCAGUAUUGCAGCUGGGGACCCGCAGCGGUUCUCGGAGCAGACCUGCGUGCUGAGCCGGGAGCGCUUCUCCAGCGGCCGCCACUACUGGGAGGUGCACGUGGGCCGGCGCAGCCGCUGGUUCCUGGGCGCCUGUCUGGAGUCGGUGGAGCGCUCCGGGCCCGCGCGCCUGAGCCCGGCGGCUGGCUACUGGGUGAUGGGGCUGUGGAACCGCUGCGAGUACUUCGUGCUGGACCCGCAUCGCGUGGCACUGGCGCUACGCGUGCCUCCCCGGAGGAUAGGCGUCCUGUUGGACUACGAGGCCGGGAAGCUGUCUUUCUUCAACGUGUCUGAUGGCUCGCACAUCUUCAGCUUCACCGACACUUUCUCAGGGGCGCUCCGCGCCUACUUAAGGCCCCGAGCUCACGACGGCAGUGAACAUCCGGAUCCUAUGACCAUCUGCUCUUUGCCGGUUAGAGGGCCACAGGUCCUCGAAGAGAACGACAACGACAACUGGCUACAGCCCUAUGAGCCUCUGGACCCCGCCUGGGCUGUUAAUGAGGCAGUGUCCUGACCUCAAGGCCAGGUCCAAGCACUGUCCUGAACUCCUGGACAGCGCUUUGCUCUCCUGCAGCCAAAGCAGAGUCAGCAGAAAGAGGACAGAGAGAGAGGGCCUAUACAGAUGAAUGUAUAUAAUUAUCUUUAAACAGACAAAUGAAAGAUUGUUUGUGUAUAUAGCAGGAUUCUGGAGUGUGCAGUGUAGAAGAUGGGAAAGAAUCAUAAUUAUCCGCUAAUGUGUGUAUAGUUCUGUAUAGUGUAUAUGUGUGUGUGUGUGUGUGUGUGUGUGUGUGUGUAAUUUUGUGGAUCCUGCAAAAGUCUAGAAGUAAUGUCAUUUCAUAAGCAAUGAGUUCACCUUUGGCUCAGAAUACAGUUUAUAGCGACUUCCUUGAUCAUGUAUGUGGCAAUUCGAACAUGAAAUUCAAUAAUGGCAGUGAUGUGGCUGGCUGGGGGUAAGCAGUGGUAGAGUGCUUGCCUAGCCCGAGGGAUAGCACACAUCUUCAACUUCACUGCCGAUUUCCCCAGAAAAGUGCAUUGGAUCCCCCGCUCAGGUGGAGCAGGAUAAGGAUGGCAGGAAUGCAGCGAUACUCCUAAAACAUAAACAUACAUAUAAGUAACAUUUACAAACAGAAAAGGCUAUAUUUAGCAAAAUAUAAGUAUAUACAUAUACUCAUCUAAUAUCAUUAAUUUUAAAAGCCAUGAUUUUGAAAGAGAGCUAGAAGUGAGGCAUAGGAGAAUUUGAGGG
Messenger RNA from Mus musculus (house mouse), 2463 nucleotides. RefSeq names its product butyrophilin-like 9 (gene Btnl9). The record is from RefSeq and is marked provisional. Lineage: Eukaryota; Metazoa; Chordata; Mammalia; Rodentia; Muridae. The transcript is spliced from 10 exons. Gene Ontology annotation, cellular component: membrane. The coding region runs from base 124 to 1734 and encodes 536 amino acids.